This is a messenger RNA of Physella acuta, 663 nucleotides long. RefSeq lists its product as uncharacterized. NCBI's taxonomy places the organism in Eukaryota, Metazoa, Mollusca, Gastropoda, Physidae. The record is from RefSeq and is a predicted model, not a curated record.
AUGUCAACUUUUGGCUCCACAGCUGAAGAUGGAGCACAUCCUGUAUUCCAAGUCCGCCACCGCAACAAGAAACAAAGGGUUAAAGAUGCUAAAGUUGAUGUGGAUAAAAAAAAUAGUUAUAUCUCUAAGAAAGAUAGGAAGAGGGCCACAGUCAAUGUCAGUGAACAAGAGAAAAGUACCAUCUUAGCAGCUAAACCGCUGGAUAAUGUUGGGGUCCACAAGUUUUAUCCAGUCCAGCACUUCUCUAUUCAAGAGGUUCUACUGCGGCACAAGGCAUCUGCCCAGCCAGCUAUGCUGGAUAACAUGAGGAGAUUAUUUUACCUGAGCAUGAGGCUAGACCUAAUUACCAAAAAAAAGGCGCCAGAGAAGAUGAAACUUGCCACAUCACUGGGUACUAAACUAGUUGGAACUCCGGAAGAAGUUCUUAAAAUUAUCACCUCUGGAGUGUUGAAGGCCACAGUCUUUAAGCAUGUGCUGUGCACAACAGAUUGUGGGACUGAAAUUUUACCUCUACGCAAUUACUUGAGAGAUACAUUUCCACAGAAAGUGGCCCCACCCUCCCCUGAAGAGAUUGCCCUUAGAGUAGAAGACAAUGCUCUGGUUACAAAAAAUGAAGAAGUUGAUUCAGAUGAGGAGGAGGAGAUGUCUAUGGAAGCUGCUUGA